AUGUCUGCACACAUAGGAGGGUGUCAGUCGCAGCUAGUUCACCUGCCUUCCCUCCCUUCUCGUCGUUUCCUCCCAUCCCUUUCAUCUUUCUCCCAUCCCUUUCAUCUUCCUUCCAUCCCUUUCAUCUUCCUCCCAUCCAUCGUCCCUUCCCGUACCUCCCAUCCCCUCCAUCCCUCCCAUUUCUCCCCCCCAUCCUGUCAGCUGCUUCUCCCCGACGGUCGUCGCUUUGCCACAGAGUCAACCGCACUGCAUCCCUCUGCAGACCUCGCAGUGCUCAAGGUGACUCAUAGGCUGUUUACCAGAGGGCCUACUGUAUCAGCAGUCUUGGUUUCCGGCCUGCAAGGGAUUGACGAGCCGGCUGUAUCAGCAGCGAAUGGAGCAUUGACUGUGGCAGGAGAGGAGCGGGGAGCUGUAGCGGUAACGAUUGGGGACGACAAGACUGCAGCAGACAGGGUUGGGUCAACUGGAGGAACGAUUCCUGUGGACUGUUGCAGGGGAGUGGGUUCAAGAGAAGCGGAUGGGAGUCCUGCCGUAGCAGGCAUAUUUGGGGAAGUGAGAGCAGAGGUGCAAGAGACAGGAGGGGAGGGAGGAGUUCAGAGGGAUGGAGGGGAAAGAGCAGGUGAGAGGGAUGGAAGAGAGGGAGGAGAGGGCAGCAGAGAAGACAAGGAGUGGCUCCCCUGUGCGCCCAUUGGUGAUAGUGAUGACGUGGAGCUUGCUGAUUGGGUGAUCUCGGUGGGCAAUCCUGUGGGGCUGCCUGGCAGCAUCAGCCUGGGCGUGAUCAGCAGCCUGCACCGCACUGCUGCUCAGGUGAGGAAGGGGGUUGAUGGGGGGAAGGUGGGGGUUGAUGGGGGAGUGGGGGAGUGGCAGAGAGCAGAUCUACAUGGGUUUACGGUGAGUGUGAUGGUGGGGAAUUUUCCUCAUUCCACUCACUCCUUCCCCCCAUUCUCUCCCACCCCCUGGUGUUUCCUCUCCCCCUCUCCCCCUCUUCCCUUUCCUCUCCUCUCCCUCCAGGUGGGAGUGCCGCACUCCUCACUCCACUUCUUCCAAACAGAUUGUGCCAUCAACCCGGGCAGUUCAGGCAGUCCCCUCGUGAACGAGUUCGGAGAGCUGGUUCCCCUGUAUGCCACAUGCUGCUCGCUUGCCACAUCCUAUCAAUCUGGAGAGCUCAGGCAGUCCUCUCGUGAACGAGUUUGGAGAGGUGGGUUGGUGCUCCUCUCUCAAUCCUCUGCUGAUGUGGGUGGUGCGGUGUAA
Messenger RNA from Closterium sp. NIES-65, 1251 nucleotides. The record is from the annotation of a GenBank genome assembly. NCBI's taxonomy places the organism in Eukaryota, Viridiplantae, Streptophyta, Zygnematophyceae, Desmidiales, Closteriaceae.